AUGCACAAGCUUUGCAAUGCAGAGGAGGACCUACAAAGUGUUUAUGUUCCUGGGGAUGUUGUUAUUGCAGGACUUUUCCCCAUACAUAACACAAACCAUACUUCAAAGUUAUGUGAUUUGAAAAGCUACAACACAGAUGUAUUACUUUACAGUCAAGCAAUGGUUUAUGCCAUUGAGGAGAUAAAUAAUUCCUCUCUUCUUGAAUCCGGAGUAAAAAUUGGAUAUGUGAUGUACGACACCUGUUCAGAUGUUUCCACGGCCCUAACUGCUACUUUAAAGCUCUUGGAAGGACAGACACUUAACAAAGAAAGUUGUUAUGCAUUUAAUAGCAGUUAUACUAAUAGUACAAUCAAGGCUGUUAUAGGGGAAAGAAGUUCUGAAAUUUCAGUUGCUGUGGCUCGUCUGCUUGCACUAACACGCAUGCCACAGAUCAGUUAUGCAUCAACAAGUGAACUUCUGAAGAGCAGAGACAAAUUUCCAUCUUUUUUCCGCACUGUUCCAAAUGACAUGCACCAGGCAAAAGAUAUUGCUAACCUGAUAAAGGAGCUCAAUUUUGUGCCUGUUGGCAUAAUUGGUAGUAAUGAUGAAUAUGGAAAGUAUGGUGCUGAGAGUCUUAGUGAUUUUUUAAAAGAACAUGACAUGUGUGUGGAGUUCAAAGAAAUCAUAAGUGAUCCCUCAAAGGAUGUCGAUAAGCUUGGAAACCUCCUUCAGAAUUCACGUGCUGAAGCCAUUGUGCUAUUCACAAAUGCCGAAAAUGCACAAAUGAUUUUAAAUAAAACAAUUACACUUGGUAUAAAUAGGACAUGGAUAGGAUCUGACGCAUGGUCGACUUCAAAUACUAUGCUGAACUUACCCUAUAUUCCUGGGAGGAUUCUGGGUAUAACCUGCAAAAGAAAUAUGAUGUCUGACUUUGUAACAUAUGUGAAACAAAUCAUAAACCAAACCAGAAUGAGUGAAGGUUUUCUUAAACUGUUAAAUGAUACUUCUGCUACAAUGCCAGUAAAUGAUGGGCAGAACUGUGUUAGUCAAAAGUGUUUAAUGGACUUCAUCGACAAAUAUGAUUCAUAUGAACCUUACACUGUGUACUUGGCAGUAAAGUUUAUCUCUCAUGCUCUUCAAAGCUUGCUUAAGAGUACCAACACCGAUUUUUCACCAAGGCUGCUCACAGACAUAAUCAAAAACUUAACAUUACCAAUGAAUAACAAAACAUUCAGUGAAUAUGGGGAUCUAGAUAUUGGAUAUGACAUUCUGGAAUGGAACAAAGAAAGUAUUUCCACUAUUAAGACACGAACCAAAUGUGAGAAAUGCAACAACUCUAAUGAUUGUGACUUCUUGAAAUGGACGGACAGCAGGAGCAUUACCCUGGGCGUAUUCACCACUAUAGGCUUGCUUAUUACCUUAACUGUUGCUAUCUUGCUCAUAAAGUACGUCAACACUCCUGUAGUGAAAGCCACAGGUGGUUGUCUGUGUGUUCCAACGCUUGUUUCCCUCCUGGGAUGUUUCACUAGUGUUUAUUUUUUCCUAGGUAAGCCUUCCAAUGUCUUAUGCAUGACUGGAAUGCCACUUUUCAAUCUGUCCUUCACUGUGUGUGUGUCCAGUAUCCUAGCAAACCUGCUACAAAUAUAUAUAGGCUUCAGUUUUAAAACAAAGCUUGGUAAUUGGCUGAAGUGGAUCAACCGACCUGCUAUCGUGUUGAUGACUGGUACUAGCGUGCAGGUGGCCUUGUGUACACGUUGGUUGGUGCAAAAUCCACCUGUAAUGCAAGUAAAAACAUAUGUUGAGUGUAGUGAAGGGGGUGUAGGGUACUUUAUUGCUACACUAGUGUACAAUGCUCUUCUCUGCAUAAUUAGCUUUGCAUUUGCAUACAAAGGAAAGCAACUGCCAGACCUGUACAAGAAUGCCAGCUUUAUUAAGAUAAGCAUGUUCAUCUACUUGGUAGUGUGGAUUGUUUUUAUUAAUGUCUUCAUAAAAGAAGAUGACAAGUUUAAGGGAUUUUACAAAGCAUUGGCUAUUUUAGUUUCCAGCUAUGGCAUUUUGAUUUGUCACUUUGCUCCAAAAUGUUACAUUUUGGUUUGGAAAAAAGAACAGAAUGAUGUAAACAAAAUUGCAGAGUACAUUCGGAAAUACUAUGAAAAUAAAGAAAUAUCCGUUUUUACAUGCAGGCAAACUCAAAGUGAUGCAACAUAA
This is a messenger RNA of Trichomycterus rosablanca, 2187 nucleotides long. Its product is annotated as G-protein coupled receptor family C group 6 member A-like. Gene Ontology annotation, biological process: G protein-coupled receptor signaling pathway. The transcript has 6 exons. NCBI's taxonomy places the organism in Eukaryota, Metazoa, Chordata, Actinopteri, Siluriformes, Trichomycteridae. Gene Ontology annotation, molecular function: G protein-coupled receptor activity. The record is from RefSeq and is a predicted model, not a curated record. Gene Ontology annotation, cellular component: plasma membrane. The coding region runs from base 1 to 2187 and encodes 728 amino acids.